Molecule: messenger RNA, 894 nt
Organism: Geodia barretti
Lineage: Eukaryota; Metazoa; Porifera; Demospongiae; Tetractinellida; Geodiidae
Source: the annotation of a GenBank genome assembly
UAGCCGCCGCCCAUUAAUUACGCUCCGUGCGGCUUAGACCACACCAAGGCCAGAAAAUGGUGCUACUUCUCCUCCUAAUAAGCGUUGGCGGGUUUACUGGAACCUUUGGGGACGGAGAAAGGACAUCAGGUUUUUUCGUCGAACAGCCAGAGAGAACUACAGUCAAUCAAUUCGAAACUGCCACUUUCAGAUGCUCGGUAGUAAACUCUUCCUUCAGUAUAUUCUGGCUGGUCAACAACUCUGAUGCUGCCUUCACUAAGUUUCGAGAGAAAGGGUUCUCCAUCAAAGAAGACCCCAACACUCACACCAGAUCACAACUGAAAGUGGCUGGAAUCAUGAACAACAACAACACACAGGUUCACUGCGCAGCCCUCCAGGAGCACAGAGACCCUCAACUGACCUGGAUCGAGUCUCAGACGGCACUGCUUGUUGUGCAAGAUAUACUGGGAGUAAGCACAUCAUCUCUUUCACUGGAGCCCAGUGCUGUCGCCACCGCUCUACCAUCUCAACUACCUCUAACAGGUUCAUCAAACCCUCAUUUUACUGAGAUCUCUUACACUCCUCUCUUUCUACAGAUAAGUCUUGGAAAGAGGAUAGGGUAUUCAUACUAAUCAUGGCUGGCGUAGCUGUGGUGUUCCUAGUGUUCAUACUUCUGUCCUGCAUAGUCCUUGCAUCUGUGAUUGUUCUUUUCAGAAGGCAUGGUUGUAAGAAAGGUGGAUGCUGUUACUUUCUACUUUUACUUGGUUAACUUAUUCAUUUUUUGGCAGGUACGAAGGGAAAAAAGCAGGCAAAUCUUGAAAUGACACCUCAAAGCGAACAAUAGCGUAUUUAAUGUGUCAUAAACAGUGCAUAACUAUUUUUAUAUUUUCUCUCAAGUGUGUUUAGAAAAUGACU